AGGUAAUGGAAUCGUCCUGCUCGACACCAGGGUCGAGCCGUUCACGUUCAGCGGCAGGUUUACGCCUGCCACUUCACCUACAACAACCAUCAUCCAGUAAUUCAGGUCCAGCCGUAGUCAGCCCCUCAAUACAUAAUAUACGACCGGGUCAAACUUAUGUCACCGUACAAACACUUACCAAAGAAAAUCUAGUGAUUGUCGUCAAUCAAAAGACCAAGGUGCAUGAUGUAUUGUGGAAAUGUGGUGAGAUACUGGAGAUCACCGAAGACAAACUGUUUGGACUUGCAUUGCGUCAACCGACGGAGGGAAUAGGAGGAGACCAACCACGGCACGAGUAUUUUUUUCUCGACCCGGCGCAGAAGAUCGUCAAAUAUGCGCCAAAGCAGCCUCGAUUCUCGAACUGGCAUAACCGAAGUACAGAGAAUCGACCGCUGCUAGUGCUGUACUUUCGAGUCCGUGUGUACAUAGAUCAAGUUCGGCUGUUGUCAUGUCCAAAAGCGUUGGAGCACUACUAUCUGCAACUGAAGGACAAUUUUCUCGACCAAUGGGCGAGCCGUCAUAGCGUUUCCGAGGAAAGGUGCUGGGAAAUGGCUGCUUUAGCAUUGAAAGUGGACAAGGGAGACAAUCCUGGCGGGUAUUUCCGCGCUGAGCAGUAUUUCCCUAUAUGGGUAAUAGAUCUGCGAGGAUUAGAAUAUGUUCGAAAAUAUAUGCCCGCGGCUACGGAAGACCUCAAAGAUAUGAGUCGAAAAGACGCUAUGAUAAAGUUCGCCUUUGAAGCUAGCCGGUCACCGUUUGCGCUGAAUUGUCACCUUUACGGUCUACGACGGCACAAGAUGGAUACGGUAGAUAACGCUGUACUCGGCAUAAGUGCAAAAGGGAUAGAAAUGUGUGACAUCGGUGAUGAUGGUGAACGAAUACCUCUGCGAUCAUUGCCAUGGAAUAAAGUCACCCGACUAUCUUUCGAUCGUAAGAAACUCACCAUCGUUGGUGCCGAUACAACGAAAAUGUGCCUCUAUGCGCAGACCGAAAGUAAAGCCAGGUAUCUGCUGGAACUUUGUCGAGCCGUGCAUCAGACGUUGUUGUUUCUCUCGCAUCAAAAUUAUAAAAUCGCUCCCCUUCCGCAAUUAUUCCACGAGAAAAGCGUUGAUCGAGUCUCGACUUCGUCAAAUACCACCACAACUCCGGGAGAGCAUGAGAAAGACAGCGACUCCUUGCUACACGACUCAUUGAGCAGCUCUGGUGAUCGAGGUCAAGGAUCGGUAUCGUCAAAGCAAAGAGUCCGCAUCAAGUUGGAUUCAAAUUUGGAUCUGAAGAUUGAGAAAAUGGAGCUAGAACACAUCCGUCAAGAGCGUGCCGCUAGUCAGUCCAGCAAAACAAGUGACUCAAGUGAGCAUACUGAUCAAAGACAUCCACCGUCAACGGGAUCAGAUCCAGGCGAUAAUCAUGAGCAGAAUAUCCACCACGCCGCCGAUGCUACCAAUGUCCGACCCGCUAGUGUGGAUUCGGCGUCACAGACCGUCGAGACCGGCACCCGCUGCGGUCCAGUUGAUGUAAAUUUCAAUCUGAAAAAUGGCAUCACAGCGUCCGAUCUGGUUAUUUUGGAAGCAUAUGGGAUACCCUAUCAGGGUGAGCUACAGUACUCAUCUUCUGGCGGUUCUCGAAGCGAUUCCGUGCAACAUUCUAACGAAAUGCUUCCGGAGAGUAUGCUCCACAGCUAUCACCACGACCAGGGCUGUGCUCACUCCGAAGAUGCCGACUCGACGCUGCGCUCAUGUUUACCACAGCAAUCAUCGAUAUCGCUUCAUGACCUGCGUACGGCUGGAGUAAAUGGAAUUAAACCACCUCCUGGCUACAUCGAUGAAAGGACGGAUAAUGAGUCAAACCUCAUCACUGCUCCAGCGUUGAGAUGGUGUGCUGCGGACCAACAGAUACAGAGGCUAGGCGCUUCUGGACAAGCAAGAAGCGAGCCGAAAAUCGAUUCUGAUCUAUGGGGCCAUCCAUCCGUAGCGGUAUCGCUGCUCGACUCGCAAAUCGCUGCGAAUGGCGGCCGUCUCUUUACAAAGAAGACCGCAAACGGAGUGAUCAAUAGGGUUCAUUCGAUGCCCGCUCACUAUCACGUUAUCAACGGAUAUAGAACCAGCCCUAACGAAGAAGUUCCAAACGGUACAGUGCUGCCCAGCGUCACACAACCAGCUUCUCGAGGUAAAACUCGCGAUCCGCCUCCAUACGAGAGAGCUCUCGACAUUCAACGAAACGCUAAUGCUCAACUUAAUCAUCUUCAUUUACAGCCUAGCGUGGUCCAGUCCAUCGGUAUGGGACCAAUGGCUGCGGAAGCUGCCGGCGGUCAACCAGCGUUCCCUCCCGCGUCGGCUACCCACGACUACUUUAUAGAUGAGGAAGGGUUGAGCACGGAACGACUUCGUGACUUCCCAAUGAUGCAUCGACUUCUACGUGAAUCGAAUAGUCUUCUCAGUCAUCAGCGAAGACCGUCGUCAUGCAUUGACCUCACUUCAGAAUACGUGAACCACAUGGCACCACCUAUGACAACAGAUUCAGGUAAUUUCCACGUGCCACUUCAUCGAGGAGACUAUUUCCCCGAUUCAGCCGUUCACAAUUAUCCAUCACCAUACGUUAGGACAGCAAACUUAGCGCCAAUUGCCUAUCCAUGGCGACCACCGCCACCAGCCGCAGUUAUGGAUCUACCACCACCACCACCGUAUCCAGCUGGACGAAAAGCGCCAAUGGUAAUGUGAUGGGGUGGAGCCUGCAGUGUGUUCAUGUGAACGAGUUUACCGGACGUGUGGUGAUGUCGCCCACUUUGUCCGAUUUGACGCGACACUAGCAAAUUAGCGAUUAGCGAGUAGUACAAUCUUUUACUCAGCGCACGCGACGCGUCAACCUGCCAAACCUAAUUUUUCUACCUCCUUCUACUCUCAUUUUUGUUUCCUUUUUGCUCUUCUUCGCUGCUGUACCAUAGCGCGCGCCAGACGCUCGCGUUUUUUCUUUAUUUAGAUUUUUAUUAUUGACGAAUUAAGAUGAAACGAAGAGACCGAGAUCAUACCUUACGAUGUACUGCAUUCUAUUUAAUCUUGUUAAUUUGUCCUCUCUAUUCCAAACACGUGUUGAUAUUUUGCUCCCCCUUUCGCUUGUUUCUAUCUUCUCUGCUUUUUUCUGCAUUUUCUUCUUCCUCUACUUUGCGACUGUUUGUCGGUGCUCGAUUCACUUGCCAUGCAUCUACUUAUACAGCAUACAAAGCGCGCUUGCUCCAACGAGGAAAAGCUCAAUUACGAAUUUUUAUUAUUCAUAU
Cylicocyclus nassatus is the source of this 3307-nucleotide messenger RNA. The record is from the annotation of a GenBank genome assembly. Lineage: Eukaryota; Metazoa; Nematoda; Chromadorea; Rhabditida; Strongylidae.